Molecule: messenger RNA, 632 nt
Organism: Physcomitrium patens
Lineage: Eukaryota; Viridiplantae; Streptophyta; Bryopsida; Funariales; Funariaceae
Cellular component (GO): oligosaccharyltransferase complex
Source: RefSeq, a predicted model, not a curated record
GAGUAUUGUGGGUUUCCUCCAUGAGGAAACACUUGCACGUUGUUGUGCAAACUCUCGAAGCUCACUUUUGCUGACUAGCGGACGCAUUGCGCCUGUUCUUCCUCACCCUUCGCCGAGCCCUUACCUGGUCGAUCAGUUGGCAGCUAUGGCGGUUGGACUUGGAGAGAUUGGAAUUCCCAUCUACAGCCCAGUUUCUGAGUCCUUAUAUCCACUUUUGGCUGUGCUUCUGCUCACGAUCGGGCUUUUAUUGACGGCGUCUUUUUUCAUCUAUGAGGUGACUUCGACCAAAUUAAGUCGAAGCCUGGUUCAUGAGUUCGCUACCGGUGGAUUAGCAUCCGUCUUCUUGGGUUUUGGGACCCUCUUCCUGCUUCUAUGGACGGGAGUGUAUGUGUAAGCAUACAAUAUUUUGUAAUGAUGUUCGUAGGAUUUUAGAAGCGAGUUUAGUACAAACAGGAAGACGGGUGUCCUUUACGAUAUCCCAAAUGUUGAACUCGCUUUUUCCAGAUAGAUUUCACGUCACAAGGUGGGACUCUGUUUAUUAAUUCAGGAGCAUGCAGCAUGUGAGGGGACUUGAAACUCUUGUGUACAAGGCAGUAAAGUAUUAACGUUGUCUGUACCAAUAUCUAUGUUCA